Miniopterus natalensis is the source of this 4122-nucleotide messenger RNA. NCBI's taxonomy places the organism in Eukaryota, Metazoa, Chordata, Mammalia, Chiroptera, Miniopteridae. The record is from RefSeq and is a predicted model, not a curated record.
CUUAAAAAAACCCCCCAAAACUGUAAAAUGGAAAUAAUAAUAAGCCGCUUGCAGUAUUGUUUGGAUUAGAAAUACUGUAUAUAAAGCACCUGCACAUACCAGGAAUGCAAUAAUAUGUGGCUAUGAUUAUUAUUGGACUCCAUCCUCCAGCAUUUACUAUAUGAAAUGAUUAUUUAAUGUAUUAAAUUGUUACAAUUUAUUAAUGGAUACCAUCAAAUAUCAUGUGUCAUCAAAGGAAGGGAACAAUAUCUUUGAAGAACCCUGCUCUGCUAAAAGGAAUUCUGAAGGCGGACUCUAUGUAUGCAUGAAUACAUUUUUGGCCUUUGGAAGAGAACAUGUUGAAAGACAUUUUCGAAAAACUGGACAGAGUGUAUACAUGCACCUGAAAAGACAUGUGCGAGAGAAAGUAAAAGGGGCAUCUGGUGGAGCUUUACCAAAAAGGAGGAAUUCCAAGAUUUUUUUAGAUCUAGAUACUGAUGACGAUUUAAAUAGCGACGAUUAUGAAUAUGAAGAUGAAGCCAAACUCGUUAUAUUCCCAGAGCACUAUGAAAUAGCACUGCCAAAUAUUGAGGAGUUACCUGCCCUGGUAACAAUUGCUUGUGAUGCAGUUCUUAGCUCAAAAUCUCCAUAUAGAAAGCAGGACCCAGACACAUGGGAAAAUGAAUUGCCAGUAUCCAAGUAUGCCAAUAACCUCACCCAGUUGGACAACGGAGUCAGGAUUCCUCCAAGUGGUUGGAAGUGUGCCAGGUGUGACCUGCGGGAAAACCUCUGGUUGAAUCUCACCGAUGGCUCCGUGCUGUGUGGAAAGUGGUUCUUUGACAGCUCUGGGGGCAAUGGGCACGCCCUGGAGCAUUACAGAGACACGGGUUACCCUCUGGCUGUGAAACUGGGAACCAUCACUCCGGAUGGGGCAGAUGUUUAUUCUUUUCAAGAAGAGGAACCAGUUUUGGAUCCUCACUUGGCCAAGCACCUGGCGCAUUUUGGAAUCGAUAUGCUUCACAUGCAUGGGACAGAGAAUGGGCUCCGGGACAAUGACAUCAAGCCGCGGGUCAGCGAGUGGGAAGUGAUCCAAGAGACCGGGACGAAGCUGAAGCCCAUGUACGGCCCCGGGUACACGGGGCUCAAGAACCUGGGCAACAGCUGCUACCUCAACUCCGUGAUGCAGGCCAUCUUCAGCAUCCCCGAGUUCCAGAGAGCGUAUGUAGGAAAUCUUCCCAGAAUAUUUGACUACUCUCCUUUGGACCCAACACAGGAUUUCAACACACAGAUGACUAAGUUGGGACAUGGCCUUCUCUCCGGCCAGUACUCCAAACCUCCAGUGAAAUCUGAACUCAUUGAACAGGUGAUGAAGGAUGACCAUAAGCCUCAACAGAAUGGGAUCUCUCCACGCAUGUUUAAGGCCUUUGUAAGCAAGAGUCACCCGGAAUUCUCCUCUAACAGACAGCAAGAUGCCCAGGAAUUCUUCUUGCACCUGGUGAACCUAGUAGAGAGGAACCGCAUUGGCUCAGAAAAUCCAAGUGAUGUUUUUCGGUUUUUGGUGGAAGAACGUAUUCAGUGCUGUCAGACCCGAAAAGUCCGCUACAUGGAGAGGGUAGAUUACCUGAUGCAGUUACCGGUGGCCAUGGAGGCAGCAACCAAUAAAGACGAACUGAUCGCCUAUGAAUUAACGAGAAGGGAAGCGGAAGCAAACAGAAGACCCCUUCCCGAGCUGGUUCGGGCCAAGAUACCCUUUAGCGCCUGCCUUCAGGCCUUUUCUGAGCCAGAAAACGUGGAUGAUUUCUGGAGCAGUGCCCUACAGGCAAAGUCUGCGGGCGUGAAAACAUCUCGCUUUGCCUCAUUCCCUGAAUACUUGGUAGUGCAGAUAAAGAAGUUCACUUUUGGUCUUGACUGGGUUCCCAAAAAAUUUGAUGUUUCUAUUGAUAUGCCAGACCUACUUGAUAUCAACCAUCUCCGAGCCAGGGGCUUACAGCCAGGAGAGGAGGAACUUCCGGACAUCAGCCCCCCCAUUGUCAUUCCUGAUGACUCAAAAGAUCGCCUGAUGAACCAACUGAUAGACCCCUCGGACAUUGAUGAGUCGUCGGUGAUGCAGCUGGCCGAGAUGGGCUUCCCUCUGGAAGCGUGUCGGAAGGCUGUGUACUUCACUGGAAAUAUGGGAGCCGAGGUCGCCUUCAACUGGAUCAUUAUUCACAUGGAAGAGCCAGAUUUUGCCGAACCAUUGAUGUUGCCUGGUUAUGGAGGAGCAGCUUCUGCUGGAGCCUCUGUUUUUGGUGCUACUGGGUUGGAUAACCAGCCUCCGGAGGAGACUGUUUCUAUCAUUACCUCCAUGGGAUUCCAUCGGAAUCAGGCCAUUCAGGCGCUACGAGCAACGAACAGUAACCUGGAGAGAGCACUGGAUUGGAUCUUUAGCCACCCUGAGUUUGAGGAGGACAGUGACUUUGUGAUCGAGAUGGAAAAUAAUGCCAAUGCAAAUGUGAUUUCCGAAGCCAAGCCUGAAGGACCUAGAGUCAAGGAUGGAUCUGGAAUGUAUGAGUUAUUUGCAUUCAUCAGUCACAUGGGAACAUCAACAAUGAGUGGCCAUUAUGUUUGCCAUAUCAAAAAGGAAGGAAGAUGGGUGAUCUACAAUGACCACAAAGUGUGUGCCUCAGAAAGGCCCCCUAAAGACCUGGGCUACAUGUACUUUUACCGCAGGAUACCAAGCUAAACCUCAGACGUGCAAAUCGGCGAGAAGCCAUGCGCCUUUUUAAUUUGCCAAAAAAAAAAAGAAAAAGAAAAAGAAAAAAGAAGUUGGGACAGCCAGACAUGAAGGAACACAUGGGGGUAUUUAUAGUUUAUUUAAAGAACAUCAUUUGACGCCUUCUGGAAUAGAACUGGGAAGACAUUUCUAUUAGUGAUGAUACACUACUGUAGAUAGUUUUUCUUUUUAUAACUGUUCAUGGAGAGAAUGAUUAAAAACAGGAAAGCACUCCUCCUGCUGGUGGGGAACCUGCCACUGGCACGUCAAAGACAGGAAUGUGCCACCAGCCCUCUGUUUGGCUUUGGGGGUCAGCGGUGUGGCCUCACCCACAAUAAAUGAAAAGCCCGCUUUUGUUUCAUCUCGAAAAUCAGUCACUGGGCUGGGCUUUAUCUGUGACAGUUUUUCAUUCAAUACAAUAAUUAAUUUCUGAUCUAUCCAUGUAUAGUAGAUUAGAGCAUCUGCAAUGGAAUAUUUUUAAUUUAAUCACAUCCGAAUUCAGAAUAUAAUUGUGCGAAUGUUGCGAGGAUGAGACCGAGUGUUGCGACCUUUAGAGCCGACGAGGAGACCUGUGACGGGCUGGUUUCGAAGGUUAGGCCAGUUGGCGUUCGGCACAGCUGGGAAGGGCAACCCAUCGUUUAAAGAAACUAUGACUCAGGAACAGUUAAAAAAGUAGUUCCCCACUAACAUUUUCAGGCGUAAAAAGGGCUGAGUUGUCCCUUGAGGCGCUGUCAAGAACUGGCCUGGGUGUGUGACAUUUGGUGGCGGAGGCCAGGUGCCAGAUGCCCGCGGCAGCCCAGCGUUGUUCUUUGCCAAAGGGGGAUGGAUUCUGUGUCCCGGUGGCCCUUCCCCGUAAAGGUUAGUGUGUAUUUUUAGCGGAUCGCUUGUUACCCUAACCCAUGACAGCUCCUAGGAACCAUGUUAAGUGCCCCAAAUUUGUGUGUGAGUUUCUCGUCCCUGAGCUCUUUACCUGCCUCCGUUUCUGCAUUUUCUGGGGCCAGAGUCUCACCUCUGCCCUUUCGGGGCUGAUCACCCGCUGACUCGCCUUCACCCCUUAUCUGCUGCCACCACCACCAAUGCGAUCUUGGGCGCUUCAAGGGUUUCAGAUGCAAAGAAGCUUGGCAUACAUGUAAUGAAAGACCAUCGUUUCCACUUGGCACUUCAGCACAUUCGUUGCAGCCUAGGAUUCGAUCCGAAUUUCAGAUGUGAUAAAAAAGUGGAAGGAUAGUGCUCUAGAAUUCUCCUGCUGCUCUGUCCCAAAUCCUGGCCUCUCUGGAGUUUCUAUUUCAGGUUAUUCAGUCAAAUGAGAAAGGAUCUCUUGCUGUCCACUUGACAUGCAUUUGAUUGGUAGAAAGGAUCUUUCUAGAAGGUGUAGAAAAAUAAAAUAGAAC